AUGGCCACAGCCACAUAAACAGAAGGACCCAGUUUGAGAACCCAGUCCUGGAGGCUAAGAGGAGACUCCAGCAGCAGCAGCAGAUGCAAAGCCAGGGUCUGUCCUCACUGCCCCUUCCCACCAUCUACAGAGAGAAGCCGCUGUUCACGCGGGACCCGACUCAGCUGAAAGGCAGUUUCCUGUCCACGGCGCUCCAGAAGAGCAACAUGGGCUUCGGCUUCACCAUCAUCGGGGGCGACGAGCCGGACGAGUUCCUCCAGGUCAAGAGCGUCAUCCCCGACGGGCCGGCCGCCGCCGACGGAAAGAUGGCCACGGGCGACGUCAUCGUCUACAUCAACGACGUGUGCGUCCUGGGCACCACCCACGCCGACGUGGUCAAGCUCUUCCAGUCGGUGCCGAUCGGCCAAAGCGUCACCCUGGUGCUGUGCCGCGGCUACCCGUUGCCCUACGACCCGGAGGACGCCGCCAACAACACCACCACCACCACCAUCAUCUCCCCGCUGGGCAUCAUGGAGCAGCGGCCCGUGGUGGUGAACGGCCGCACGGGCUACGACAACUACCUGGACUACCUCUCCCGCACGGCGCGCUUCGUCGCCGACCCCCCCGGCGCGGACCAGGGGAUCGCCCCCCUGCAGCAGCAGCUGCUCGCCCCUCACCCGGGCGACACCCACCUGGACGGCUCGCUGCCCCCGGCCACCGGCGCCACGCCUCCCGACAGCGUCUCGGUGGCGUCGUCGGGGGCCACGCAGGGGGAGCUGCUGACGCUGACCAUGGUGAAGGGCCCGGAGGGCUUCGGCUUCACCAUCGCGGACAGCGCCGCGGGCCAGCGGGUCAAGCAGGUGCUGGAGCCCCAGGGCUGCCCGGGCCUGUGCGAGGGCGACCUGAUAGUGGAGAUCAACAAGCAGCUGGUGCAGGGCUACGACCACGCCCAGGUGGUGGAGCUGCUCAAGGAGUGUGGCGUGGGCGCGGAGACCAUCCUGGUGGUGCAGAGGGGCGGAGCAGGUCACUAUUCACCCUGGAAGAGCCCCAAGCAGGUGCUGGAGCAGUGGGAGUCCCAGCAGACCAGCCCGUCAGCCCCAGUUAUCCCCCACAACGCCCCCUUCCCAGCACGCCAUCUUCACUGGGCCUCCGAGGCCUCGGCCAAACCAGACCCCUUUGACCUUUAUGAGAAGUCCAGGGCUAUCUAUGAGAGUAGGCAACCUGGCCAACCGAGGACCGUUUAUCCCGUGGACUGCUCAGGAGCGGACUACCAGGACAUGGAGGUGCACCUGCGCAGGCACAAGUCCGGCUUCGGUUUCCGGGUGCUGGGCGGCGACGAGGCGGGUCAGCCUGUGAGUCCGGAGGCGCGUGAGAAGAUACUGAUCGGGGCGAUCAUCGAGAAGAGUCCGGCGGACCUGGACGGGCGCCUGCGGCCCGGUGACGAGCUGCUGUUUGUGGACGGGAUCCCGGUGGUGGGCAAGCCUCACCGCUACGUCAUCGACUUGAUGCACGGGGCGGCGCGUAACGGCCAGGUGAACCUGGUCGUCAGGAGGAGGCUGCAGGCAGCAGGGGAGCCGUGCCCGGAGAACGGACGCAGCCCGGGCGCCGUCUCCACGCAGCACAGCUCCCCGCGCAGCGACUUCACGUACGCCAACAGCACCGGCUCCGCCCAGGCGCCCACGGGCAACGCCGCCGCCGCUCCGGACCGGGCGCCCGCCGCCGACACGCAACCCAGCGACGUCAUCAUCAACCGAAAGGAGAGCGAAGGCUUCGGCUUCGUGAUCAUCAGCUCGCUCAACAGGCCCGAGGCGGCCGCCGCCAACGCCGUGCCGCACAAGAUCGGCCGCAUCAUCGAGGGCAGCCCGGCCGACCGCUGCGGCAGGCUGAAGGUGGGCGACCGCAUCCUGGCGGUGAACGGCCAGUCCAUCGUCAGCAUGCCGCACACCGACAUCGUCAAGCUCAUCAAGGACACCGGCCUCGGCGUCACCCUGAGGAUCGUACCGCAGGAAGAGAUCAGUAACCCCCCGUCGGCCCCCACCUCGGAGAAGCAGAGCCCCCUGGCCCAGCAGCACAGUCCGAAGACCCAGCCGGGCGCCGCCGCCGCCUCGCAGCCCGGCCCGCUGGCCACGGACCCCGACCGGCCCGGCCCGCCGACCCACCAGAGCCCGGCGACCCAGCCGCCCGCCGCCCCGCCCCCGACCCACAGCCACGAGAGCAGGUCAGAGGUGAAGGCGAGGCAGGACGUCAAACCGGACAUCCGCCAGCCGCCGUUCACGGAUUACCGCCAGCCGCCGGUGGAUUACCGGCACCCCCCCGUGGCAGACUACCGCCAGCCGCCCACGUUGGACUACAGGCACCCGCCGCUGCUCGACUACAGGCAGCUCGCCGCCGACACCAGGCAGUUCACGCUGCCGGAUUACCGCAUGCCGCCGGUCCAAAUCGCCACCACUCUGAUGGCGCCGGAUCCCCGCUCGUCUCAGCUGACGCAGGACUUUGACUUCUUCACCGUGGAGCUGGAGAAAAGCGCCAAGGGCUUCGGCUUCAGCAUCCGCGGCGGCCGGGAGUACAAGAUGGACCUGUUCGUCCUCCGGCUGGCCGAGGACGGGCCGGCCCUCCGCAACGGGAGGAUGAGGGUCGGGGACCAGAUCAUCGAGAUCAACGGGCAGAGCACCCAGAACAUGACGCACGGCCGCGCCAUCGAGCUGAUCAAGUCGGGAGGCCGGCGCGUCCGUCUCCUGCUGAAGAGGGGGACGGGGCUGGUCCCGGAGUACGAUAAUGCCGCCCCUUGGGAUGCUCGCCCCUCAGCCUCCCCAGCAGGCCUGUCGGAAGUAGCCCCUCCCAUCGACAGCCUCUCCAUGCCACCGCCCUCAUCUCACCCGGCCCCCGACCCGCCCCGCCUGCCGCCCGCGGACUUCCCCAGAGACCCGGUGGCACGAGAGGGCGGGACGGAGCGUUCCAAGAGCCCCCGGAGGGCCGAGCCGCCGAGAGCGGCUUCGGCCAAGAAGGAGGGUGGCAGGUCCACCCGCGUUGGACGCAGGGUCCAGCCCCCUGCUGAGCGGGAAGUGGGCAGGGAGGGGCCGAGCGGGGAGCCCAAGCCUCCCAGGAGCACCAGGGGGAGGUCCCAGGAGAGGAACACCGGGGGCCACAGAGAAAACGCCGAACCCCCCGGCAGCUCCAAGCUCGCGCACACCAACGGGAACGGCGUCCUCGGCACCCAGCAGCAGCAGCAGGGGGACUCAGAGCUGAGCAGGACCAGGCCCAGGGAGCAGGAGGUGGGGGGGGGCCCGGGGGAGAGCCGGCCCGGCCUGCCCGGCAAGAGCGGCGCGGCCGGCAGGAAGGCCACGGUGUCCCCGGGGCCCUGGAAGAUCCCCGGGUUGGACCGGCUGCCCGGCACGCUGCGCGCCGGCACCUCAACGCUGAGCAGGUAGCACGGCGGCUCCACCCCCCCCACCUUCCUGUGCUCCUCCACACCCCCCAAAGCCCCCACCCUCUCGUUCUCCCACAGACCACAGAGUCAGGACCCGGGGGGAGGGGGAUCAGGGUGACCUGGUCCUCGUGUUUUCAGACUUUUAUUUAUGAUACUGUACUCUAAAUUAUUUUGAGAGAUAUUUUACACCCACCACCUUAAGAACCGGGAGAUCACCCACUUUUUAUUCAAAGUAGUAGGAGAGCAACAAGAAUGUGUGUUGGGCCAGGGGACAUGUAAGGGACACGACCUUUUAGAAAGAACUAUGUUUAGACAUCCCCCCCCCCCCCCGCCUCCUCCUCCGAGCAGCAGUGGGGGACCUCCUUACAUGACAACAGCUGGGAGGAAGCGGGCUGUGGACCAGAGUGAAGAGGGCGUUUCCAUGAAGGUUUGCCUGUUUUCGAGGGGUCGGCCCAGCAGAUCAUUAGAGACACAGAAUUAUUAUGAUGAACAUGUGGGGUCAUUUCUGUACAUAAGAUUUAGUCUUUAAGCCAACAGAACGCGGAUGGUACCCCCGGAGACGGCCCCCUUUUUCUACCCUCCCGCUGGGAGCGGAGCGGGGUGGGGGGGAUGGGGGGGGGGGGGGGGUCUCAAUGGCUGUCACCUCACUCGUGUUUCUUGUCAUUUCUCUGUGCUUGAGGAACGAAGCGGUCGGACGCUGUGAGGAGGUGAUGGCGUCCGAGGGGCAGAGUGCCUUAGACUGACGGCUUAGGAGGGGCCCGAACUGGCUGCUAAACCACUUUACACACACAUACACAUAUAUACAUAUAUAUAUAAAUACACUGUAUUUUUUCAGAUACGAGUGUGAUACAGUGAGACUGCGUGUGGAAUCAAGUCCAUCGACAGAACUAUUGGAGGCCUAAGUGGUUCGUUUUCGAUUGUGAUCUCUCAACGAGGUCCGAAAUCAUUAGUCCCCACCGAGGAUUUCUCAUCCCAACAGGUGGGGUUUUUAAAACGCUUUAAAACCGGAAGUCCGGACCAACCGGCUAAAAUGGACUAAAACAAAAAUCAGCCUUUUCACCCGCGUUGAUCUCCUAUUGCAGGAGGAACUGAUGGAAUAUGAAGAUAAACCUCAGAUCUGUCUGUUUGAUUCUAGAUGACACAAUGAACUUAAUUCAUCCACUCCAAUAGAUAUGCAGGACAGAACCAGCGAGUGGAUCCGGACGGGGGACGAGGGACGGGCUGCAGUUUCUGGUCCACUAAAGCGGUGAUCUGGGGUUUUGGGAACGCUUUAUAAAAAAUUUAAAAAAGCAAUUUAAACUCUUAAAGUGCUGAGCGUUGGCCAGACUCCGGCCUGCUUCCAAAAAAGCUUGACGGGUCUGCAGUGCCUAGCGACCGUUGCUAAGCUGUGAUUGAACACUUGAUGUUCCAGGCGGGGUUUUUUUUUUGUUUAGGACAAACUCAAUUUUGAGGUUUUGAAAAAAAAAAAAAAAAAACUUUUCCACAGCCUCUCUGCAAAUUUAAAGAAAAAUUGUCCGGUAAUCUUUCCGCUGAGCGAGAGAAAAUAAAGAGUAGAACAGGAGUUCCUUCUUCUUCCUCUGCUGAAGGAAAGGAUGCAAACGGUGUUCAAAGGAAGUCAUCAUGUCUGCCAUUGUGAUCCGUAAUUACACCACGAAGGAGUGCAGUCUCUCUCUCUCGGGCGGUUUGGGAGCUAUUAGGUCGGAGGGAACCAUCGGCUCAGACCUCCGGUCACAAAAACACGUCCUCGUGCAUCAUCCGACCCGGAGUUUUUUCUUCAUUUUGUGUUUGAAGCAAAAACACAAAAACAAAAAUGUUUGCACAACUCACUCCUUGCCCAAACGUCCGAGCCGUCUCCAUGCAGCCAAAUUUCAAGUAGUUUGCUCCUGAAAGCCUACCAAAAAAAAAAAAAAAAAGGUGUUGUGUGUGUGUGAAAAUAGCAGCACUAUAAACUCCCACCUGAGCAGCCCAGUCUCACUGUGUAGUGUUAUAGUGUACAGAGCCUGGACAAAAGCUUCUAUUAAUACCACUCUGUGUACUAUUGAUGGUUACAAAGACUGUAAGUGGAGCAACUAUUUUUAUUAAAAUGCAACACUAUGGAUAUAUUAACUUUUGCAAAAAUUGUUUACCUGUAUGAUAUUCUGAAACGCUGUCGAAAUAAAAACAUCUUGACACGACGUGAAAGAUUUGAUUGAGGACGA
This is a messenger RNA of Pungitius pungitius (ninespine stickleback), 5604 nucleotides long. It is a transcript of the gene magi2a, whose product is annotated as membrane associated guanylate kinase, WW and PDZ domain containing 2a. The coding region runs from base 84 to 3407 and encodes 1107 amino acids. The record is from RefSeq and is a predicted model, not a curated record. Gene Ontology annotation, biological process: signal transduction; receptor clustering. The transcript has 15 exons. NCBI's taxonomy places the organism in Eukaryota, Metazoa, Chordata, Actinopteri, Perciformes, Gasterosteidae. Gene Ontology annotation, molecular function: beta-1 adrenergic receptor binding; signaling receptor complex adaptor activity; SMAD binding. Gene Ontology annotation, cellular component: cell-cell junction; cytoplasm; dendrite.